This is a messenger RNA of Staurois parvus, 303 nucleotides long. The record is from the annotation of a GenBank genome assembly. Lineage: Eukaryota; Metazoa; Chordata; Amphibia; Anura; Ranidae.
CUGUACUGUGUCCACAGUCUCUGGUCAUUCCCUGUACUGUGUCCGCAGUCUCUGGUCAUCUCCUGUACUGUGUCUGCAGUCUCUGGUCAUCUCCUGUAUUUUGUCCGCAGUCUCUGGUCAUCUCCUGUACUGUGUCCGCAGUCACUGGUCAUCUCCUGUACUGUGUCUGCAGUCUCUGGUCAUCUCCUAUACUGUAUCCGCAGUUUCUGGUCAUCCCUGUACUAUGUCCGUAGUCUCUGGUGCGUCUUAUGGAGCGAAAAAUACGGUACUUUCACUCUAGGAGUGAACAUCGUCAAGUUAGUA